UCAGCUUGUUAUCUAGCCCAAGCUUAUGUAAACAAGUUUCCCCUUCGUCCGUUCAAAUUGACAGGGCGCAACAAUAAUAAUAAGCGCAGACACGCUAACAAGAACUUACGCCCCCCAGCCUCUGCCCUUCAGCACUCUUUUCCUUUUGGUAGAAGAAACUUAAGGGUAGGAUAUUCGUAUGUUUUCUCUUUGUUUCAUUUCUAUGUCUCUUGUUGCGUUCUUUUAACAUUCUCUUGGGCGUUUCAUGAUGACAACAAGAGCAAGAGAUGAAAACAGAUGAUUAAUCGCCUCCACAGAACCCUUCGAGUGAGAAAAGGCAUCAUUCGAAAUCACCCGACUACGGUAAAUAAACAUGGCAUUUUGACAUUCACGUCCCAGUUCCAGUUGCUUCACUGGAAACAAGCUUCUUCGCUCAACAUACUUAAUUGACGAUCAUGGAGGACAGUCAUCAUAACAAUAGAGAACGAACGAAGAAAAGCCCACAUCCAAUUCCCGAAGUAAAAAUACAAAUUGAUUGUUCUUCCCGCACCUCUUCUAGUCACAACCACAGAGGGGCCUCUUCAGAUGGAACACUGACUGAGAAUUCUUCCUCGGAAACACCAUGGAGUCGGGAAGCCAAAAGAACAAAAAUAUUUCACCCCAAACCUCCAAGGAAGGCUAAGGAGUUGUUCCCAGAAAGUUCGCACAGUUCCCACUCAUUCCUCACAGAUGUGGCAGACAUGAGAUCCAUGGAGACGGCCCUGAUCCAGCUAGUCAACGAUUUUCAUUCUGGAAAACUCCAGGCAUUUGGUCGUCACUGCAGUACAGAACAAAUGGAGGCUAUUAGAGAUCAGCAGGAGAAAUUGGCGAGAUUGCACUUUGAACUUGGGGCGCAACACGAUGUUAACGCUCAACAGACGUCGGACAACAUGAAUGAACUAGUAUCUGCGUUGGAACACCUCUCCCAAACCAUUGAACAAUUACAUCCACAUUCUAGCCAGAGCCAAAGCGAUUCAAACUAGCAAGCUUAUGGCUGUGUACAGUAUCAAGAUUAUUAUUUUCAAAUUUGAUAUUACAUUUUUUGGUGCAUUUUAA
This is a messenger RNA of Daphnia magna, 1074 nucleotides long. RefSeq names its product coiled-coil domain-containing protein 28A. The record is from RefSeq and is a predicted model, not a curated record. NCBI's taxonomy places the organism in Eukaryota, Metazoa, Arthropoda, Branchiopoda, Diplostraca, Daphniidae. The transcript has 4 exons. The coding region runs from base 435 to 1001 and encodes 188 amino acids.